GGGCCCGGGAUAAAUACUGCGGCCCCGGCGUCCAAGCCAGACUCCCUGGAAGGAGCAGCGGACACCGAAGCGCCCUACCUCGUUCUUUGCCCCUUGCUCUCUCCAGUCUUCCGAAAGCCCAUCAGGACCCUGAUCCCAUCCCGCGACACACCGCGUCCUCCUCUUUCCACUUCCCCUUCCAUUCCAAGUCCAGCCGGACGCUGUGCAUCCCCUAGCGCCCUAGCACCCUCCCGGCGUCCCCAGCCCGAGAAGUCUCUGAGCGUCGCACGCUUCGCAGGCUGCCGGGCAAUUCCAGGUGCUUCCCGUCCAGUCUAGUCCCGUCUGGUCCUCCCGACCGCCGCUCACGGGCAAGAUGCCAUUCCUUGGGCAGGACUGGCGGUCCCCGGGCCAGAACUGGGUGAAGACCGCGGAUGGCUGGAAGCGGUUCCUGGAUGAGAAAAGUAGUGGCUUCGUGAGCGACAUCAACAGUUACUGCCCCAAAGACGUGCACAACAAGGAGAAUCUUUUCAACAGUCUGAGCUAUGAUAUUGCAGCCAAGAAAAGAAAGAAGGACCUGAUGAACAGCAAAACCAAAAUUCAGUAUUUCCACCAGGAAAAAUGGAUCUACGUCCACAAAGGAAGCACUAAAGAACGCCAUGGAUACUGUACCUUGGGCGAAGCUUUCAACCGGCUCGACUUCUCAACUGCUAUUCUGGAUUCUAGAAGGUUCAACUAUGUUGUACGGCUGUUGGAACUGAUAGCAAAAUCACAGCUCACUUCCCUGAGUGGCAUCGCCCAAAAGAACUUCAUGAACAUUUUGGAAAAAGUUGUGCUAAAAGUCCUUGAAGACCAACAAAAUAUCAGACUGAUUAGAGAGUUGUUGCAGACUCUCUACACAUCCUUGUGUACUCUGGUCCAGAGGGUAGGCAAGUCUGUUCUGGUUGGGAACAUUAACAUGUGGGUGUACCGAAUGGAGACCAUUCUACACUGGCAGCAGCAGCUGAACAACAUCCAAAUCACCAGGCCUGCCUUCAAAGGCCUCACCUUCACAGACCUGCCUUUGUGUUUACAACUGAAUAUAAUGCAGAGGCUAACAGAUGGAAGGGACCUGGUCAGCCUGGGCCAGGUGGCUCCCGAUCUGCACCUGCUAAGCGAAGACCGCUUGCUAUGGAAGAAACUCUGCCAAUAUCAUUUCACAGAGCGACAGAUUCGCAAGCGAUUAAUUUUAUCUGAUAAAGGACAACUGGAUUGGAAGAAGAUGUAUUUUAAGCUUGUCCGAUGUUACCCAAGGAAAGAGCAAUAUGGAGACACUCUGCAACUCUGCAAACAUUGCCACAUCCUUUCUUGGAAGGGAACCGAUCAUCCAUGUACAGCCAAUAAUCCAGAGAGCUGCUCCGUCUCUCUGUCACCCCAGGACUUCAUCAACUUGUUCAAGUUCUGAGCCCUCGAGUGUGACAGCCCUUGAGAAUGUCCAAUUCUCUUGGGAUGGUUUUGGAAUACCCAGUUUGGACACUUCCAUUGUAAAUAGUGUACAUUUUUACGUUGUUUUGAAAUUCCUGAGUUGAGUAAAUGAGAGGACCGUGGAAGAGAAAGAUGAAAUUGAUGACUGGCCAUUUAGGAACAUGAACUUUCUUAAUAGAACUAGAGUGGAAGAACAGUGAGACUGUAAAUAAACUUUUUUUUAAUGAUUAGCCAGCGAGGCUAUAGGAACAUCAAUGCUAUAUUUCAGAAGUCACAUUGAAUCUGCCUUACAUGCUCUGAAACCCCUUUCUGAUUUCCAAAGAUUGGGAAAGCUGCAAAGUUGAUUUCACAAUAGAACAACCUUGACCUGUUUACAAGAUAGAAGUCUGGGAAGAAACAACAUAUCCAGAAGAAAAAAGUCAAUGUUUUGGUUUUCUGGUUCGGUUUGUGGUUCUUUGUUGUUGUUAUUGUUAUUAACUGUCAUUGUCUUAAAGCAAUGGAAAAACCCAUGUAACAGAUCUGAACAUUUCUUAAGCCUAUAUUGUAUAAAAGGCCAUAUCCUGCAACGUGAAAUACACCACACCGUUUUCUACCUCUGACAUCAUAAAAUGCUUUUUCAACACACACACACACACCAAGUUCUCAAGUGCAUGUUGUAAAUUUUCAUUGUUUCAUUUUCUUUUUCAUUUUAAAAGUGAGUAAAAGGAGAAACUAUUGACCACAAAGAUUUUCUUAUUUUGAGCUCACUUAUCUAUAGGAAUAGGGUAAUCUUCAGAGUUGCCUUUUGAAUGGGAAACCUAAAAUACUAGGUUCAAAAUGAUUUUUUUCAUGCCACUCACAAUGGAGAGAAUAAUAGGACAGAAAUCCACCUCUGCUGUAGAAACUAGAGAGUUACAGAAGAAACUGAGUCUGAAAACACUUAAGAGGGUCCAGUAAUAACCCAUGUCUAGGAAACGACUUAUUCUUGUUUGUCUUCAGGGUACAUCUUCUUCUGUCCCAAGUACCUUCAUAAAACAGCAUUGUCCAAUUGAUGAGCUGAGUCUGUUUCCGUGGCCUUCCUGAGCAUUCAGUAUAUUACCAGCUCCCUUAUUCUUAUUAUCUUUAUUACUCUUAUGAUCACUAAAUCAAGCUUCUUUUCUAUUUGUCAAACAUGAAUUUUUUGUCAACCCAGUCUAGUGAUUUCUAAGUCAGACUUCAAAGAAGUCCAUAACUUUCUCAAUCAGUAAACAUUGAUUAAGGGCCCAUAAUGUGCCCAGUUAAGUGCUGGGGCAACAAAGAAAAGCAAAGGAGCCCACAGUCUAAUGGGGAAGACAACAAGUAAACAGCUUUGUACAGACAAGAUAUAUAUAGGAUAAGUUGGGAGGAAAGGCGCUGACAUUAAGGAGGAUCAUUAGAAAAAGGACAAAGUGGAGAAAAAUAUUGUACCAUAUCAAACUCAGAGUUCACAUGAAAUGUUUCUCAGUGCUGGGUCUGGUACAGACAAAGGGAUUUUUGAAAGGCAAACAUAGAUGGGUACCCAGUGACUAAUGAGGAAUCUCAGAAAUUCGUGAGUUAAUUUUUGCACAUUAUUUGUCAAUUUGGGGACAUUUUAAUAGUCAAUUAUUGGACUUC
Molecule: messenger RNA, 3051 nt
Organism: Gracilinanus agilis (Agile Gracile Mouse Opossum)
Lineage: Eukaryota; Metazoa; Chordata; Mammalia; Didelphimorphia; Didelphidae
Gene: FBXO32
Product: F-box protein 32
Exons: 9
Coding region: 353-1420 (355 amino acids)
Biological process (GO): protein ubiquitination
Cellular component (GO): SCF ubiquitin ligase complex; nucleus; cytoplasm
Molecular function (GO): protein binding
Source: RefSeq, a predicted model, not a curated record